AACUGAAGAUGCUUUCUUAAAAAUCCUUAAAAGCUAAGUUAGAUCAAUCAAUUAUAUAUGUAUUUAUUUAAAUAGAUAAUUUUAGGUCAAUUAUAAAUCUCUAAUGACAUCUGAAUAAAAAUAGUAUGAAAUUCCUUCUUACUUAAAUUCUAAAUGCAAAAUCAAACUUCGAUAAACAAAGCUAAGCCUACCAAAAUUAUUUACUAUAGUGCCAUCUUUACCAUCAUUAAAAUCACUUUCAAAUAAGCAUUAAUGUAGUCCUAGUAGGAUACAAUUAAUUGAAGGCUCUUAAAAACCUCACGAAAGACUGCCAUCAAUUGUAAAUGACACGUAUUUUUUGAGAACAAGUUAAGGUGGCUACUUUGAGAACCUUUUAAUAUAAAAGCAAAAAAAAUAUUGA
Paramecium sonneborni is the source of this 400-nucleotide messenger RNA. The record is from the annotation of a GenBank genome assembly. Lineage: Eukaryota; Ciliophora; Oligohymenophorea; Peniculida; Parameciidae.